This is a messenger RNA of Culex pipiens pallens (northern house mosquito), 1380 nucleotides long. RefSeq names its product GTP-binding protein Rheb homolog (gene Rheb). The record is from RefSeq and is a predicted model, not a curated record. The transcript is spliced from 5 exons. The coding region runs from base 413 to 961 and encodes 182 amino acids. Gene Ontology annotation, cellular component: plasma membrane. NCBI's taxonomy places the organism in Eukaryota, Metazoa, Arthropoda, Insecta, Diptera, Culicidae. Gene Ontology annotation, molecular function: GTP binding; GTPase activity; GDP binding. Gene Ontology annotation, biological process: small GTPase-mediated signal transduction.
CAGUUCAAAGACAACAAACCUGCAGUGAAAUUGUGCUGAUGGUUCCUUCUUCCCUCGCGCAAGCAAAUUUCGAUUGUUAAAUUUGCUUCGAUUGUGCAAGCAUCGCGCGUCGCGUCGUUUAUCCAAUGUUUUGGACCCGUUCGCUUUCGAUGUCCCAGUGAGGUGCGCACGUUCCGGCCUGUGAUUUUCGGAUUGCUCCCUUUUUUGCGUAGUGGCCCUGAACACGCGAACUGUCGCUGCGUCUGACAGCUGCUCCUCCGUCAUCACAUCGUUCUUUUUUUCGCUGUGAAUACUACGAUUUGCUUGUGGGAUAUUGGCCGAGUUAAUCCGGAAUUACGUCGGCACUGUUUUUGUUUGCGAAGAAUCGAUUAUAUCCCCCCAUUGUUAAGCUGCGCGGUAAGCGGACCCGAAGAUGCCAGCCAAGGAGCGUAACAUUGCCAUGAUGGGCUACCGAUCCGUAGGAAAGUCAUCGCUCAGUAUUCAAUUCGUGGAAGGACAAUUUGUGGACUCGUACGAUCCCACCAUCGAGAACACAUUCACCAAAAUAACCCGCGUCAAUUCAACCGACUACGAGGUCAAGCUGGUGGACACGGCCGGCCAGGAUGAGUACAGCAUAUUUCCCGCCCAGUACAGCAUGGACUUUCACGGGUACGUGCUGGUGUACUCCAUCACGAGUCAAAAGUCCUUCGAGGUCAUUCAGAUUAUCUACGAGAAGCUGCUCGAUGUUAUGGGGAAGGCCUACGUUCCGGUAGCCCUCGUUGGGAACAAAACCGAUUUGCACCAGGAGCGGGCAGUUUCGACCGAGGAAGGACGAAAAUUAGCCGAAUCUUGGAAGGCGCAAUUUUUAGAGACUUCUGCGAAACAAAAUGAGUCCGUCGCCGAUAUAUUCCACUUGCUGUUGCAGCAAAUCGAGCGCGAUAAUGGAAAUACUAGCGAAAAGAGCAGUUGUACCAUAUCUUGAACAGGUUCUGCCUCAACUGCUACGUCAAGGAACAACCCGGCGAAAAAUGAAAGUUUACUAGGAAGAAAGUGUCAUCCCCCUGCUUGUCGGCGCGUCGCUGUUCCGCUGCUGUUGCCGCUGUGGGACCGGAAGCUCCCGUUAUCUUCAUGUUAAUAUUAAACAAAAAAAAAAUCGUACAGUGUUGUAUAAAGAAAAGUUUAGUUCAAAAUUCUCCAAGCAAGAAACGCAAGUAAACGUGAUAGCAAAUAGAACAAUUUCCAAUCACACAACAACUUCAAACACAUUUGCGCCAUAAUUAAUACACGAUGGGGACGAUGAAGUGGCAGCGGCAUCGGAAGAAUGGGAAAGAGAACAGUUUUAUCAUCAUUUUUAAGAAUCGAAAAGUGAAAACGGCAAAUUACACGGAAAGCACACACACA